UUUUUAGAAAAAUCCGUCAACUCCCUAGACCAGUUGCCGGGCAACCAUUUUCCCAAUCUAAUAUUUGGUGGAAUUUAUAGUCAGCAGUUUCGGGCUACGCACAUUUUAAACAUUUCUUCUACACUGUCUGUUGUAAUUACUCGAUCUUGUUAAGUGUAUUUGACAACUCUAUAGAUAACCUCCCAUACAUAUUUGGUAACAAUGAAUUCAAGAUCAAGAUAUCCACCACCUUGGAUGGGUAACCCUAAUUUUCAACAAAGAAAUAAUAAUAAUAAUAAUAAUCAACAGAACCAGCAGCAGUACAUGGAGAGAAAUAGUUCAGUGGGACAUCAUCAACAAGAGCAACAGCAACAGUGGAUGAGAAGGAAUCAGUUAGAUAGUGCUAUUGAUGAGGUUGAAAAGACUGUGCAAUCCGAAACAGUUGAUGGAAGUUCACAAGAUUGGAAGGCUAGCUUGAAGAUACCACCACUUGAUAGUCGAUACAGGACUGAGGAUGUGACAGCAACAAAGGGAAACGAUUUUGAAGACUAUUUUCUAAAGCGUGAACUGCUUAUGGGAAUUUACGAAAAGGGGUUUGAGAGACCAUCACCAAUCCAGGAGGAGAGUAUUCCAAUUGCUCUAACAGGAAGUGAUAUUUUGGCAAGGGCCAAGAAUGGAACUGGGAAGACUGCUGCCUUCUGCAUUCCUGCAUUGGAAAAGAUUGAUCAGGACAACAAUGUCAUUCAAGCUGUUAUCCUUGUCCCAACUCGAGAAUUGGCUCUUCAAACAUCUCAAGUUUGCAAAGAACUCGCGAAGAACUUAAAAAUUCAAGUCAUGGUUUCCACCGGGGGGACCAGCUUAAAAGACGACAUAAUGAGACUAUAUCAGCCUGUACAUUUGCUUGUUGGAACUCCUGGAAGAAUACUUGACCUUGCAGGUAAAGGAGUGUGUGUUUUGAAAGAUUGCUCCAUGCUUGUCAUGGAUGAGGCUGAUAAGCUUCUAUCACCGGAGUUCCUACCUUCCAUUGAGCAGCUGAUCCGUUUCAUGCCUGCAAAUCGUCAGAUACUAAUGUUUUCUGCUACAUUCCCUGUUACAGUCAAGGACUUCAAAGAUAGAUACUUGCAGAAGCCUUAUGUUAUCAACCUUAUGGACGAACUUACACUCAAGGGUAUUACCCAGUUUUAUGCUUUUGUUGAAGAAAGACAGAAGCUUCACUGUCUGAACACUCUGUUCUCUAAGCUUCAAAUAAACCAAUCAAUAAUUUUCUGCAACUCUGUAAAUCGUGUAGAACUUCUUGCCAAGAAGAUCACGGAGCUGGGUUAUUCGUGCUUCUAUAUCCAUGCAAAGAUGCUCCAAGAUCAUAGGAACAGGGUUUUUCAUGACUUCCGCAAUGGUGCAUGCAGGAACCUUGUCUGUACUGAUUUGUUUACUAGAGGGAUAGACAUUCAAGCAGUCAAUGUUGUUAUCAACUUUGAUUUCCCAAAGAACUCAGAAACAUAUUUACACAGGGUUGGGCGGUCUGGGAGAUUUGGUCACCUUGGUUUAGCUGUCAACCUAAUUACUUUUGAGGAUCGCUUCAAUCUGUAUAGAAUUGAACAAGAGCUAGGAACCGAGAUUAAGCAAAUUCCACCACAUAUAGACCAGGCUAUAUAUUGCGGGUAAUGAAUCAUCUUCAUGGUCGAUACGAUUCUGGAUGGUGAGUCGUUAAUGUAGAGAUGCUUCAUGCACACAGUUUGUCACAGUGCUGAUCUGAGCUACCGAGAAUUCAGCUUUUCCAUGCAGACUUGAAUGCAUCUUUUGACAGCUUUAAUUGUCCAUUAGUGUUCGUUUCGUUUUGCUUGCAUUGAAGGUGGUUGGCACAUCUUGCAAAAGUUACAAAGUCUUAUUUCUUUGAAUAUCCUCCCCCAAACUAAGGAGAGAGAGAGGGGGAGGGGGCGAGGAAAGAUAUUUUUUUUUAACACAUGCUUUCUUGGAGUUGUCCGCUUUUUGUGUUUGAAGAUAUGCGACUCGUGAGAAUCUAAAAGAAUGACGGACUCGAGUGUUUCAUGGUUGCUGAGAUGAUAAAGUUCAUUAUAGAUCUUCGGCUGCUAAAUGCCCUUUAGAUGAUGCAAAAAGAAUUUAAUGGCAGGUAUUGGCACUGGAAUGGUCUGUUCAUUGACUGCCUAUCCUUUGCCGGGCCCUCGUUUCUGUAGUGUGGUGCAUUUGUAGUAGUUUUAUUUCUGUGUCUGUUGAACAAAGCUGUCGAAACUAUUUUCCUUUAGUUGUUUCACCCUAUUUUUGCUGACAACAUGUUAUUGACGUGGAGAUCGUCAUGGAGUUGCGCCUACCGUCAAGCAUGUGAAGUGGUAGAACAGUCUUUAUUGGUGAAAUGACCUGACAUUCAAGUGCAGUUUCAGUACUCCAUUUACCAACUUUUAUAGCCUGUGCUCGAGGGGUGAUGCACUCUUCUUUUCCUUCUGUAGUUAUUUCUACUGCUAAGUUAGGUUGUUGACCGUAUCCAUGAACCUAUUUAGCUUGGCUGAUGCGAAGAAUGUGAUCUUAUUAGCAAAUUGUAGUAGUAUAUCGUGAUUGUAUCUGUGCGAAGGAAGAGAGUUAAUAGUUCUGUUUUUCUAAGCCCUUGAAAGUGAACGAAUUGUUACGUAGGAAGUGACCUCUUGCGCUUCAGACUUGUUGAAGAAUUUCAGCUUAUUUUCGAAUUGAAAUGUGAUGUUGUGCGAGUGAUUGUUGAA
This is a messenger RNA of Lycium barbarum (goji berry), 2708 nucleotides long. RefSeq names its product DEAD-box ATP-dependent RNA helicase 8. The coding region runs from base 202 to 1641 and encodes 479 amino acids. Gene Ontology annotation, biological process: cytoplasmic stress granule assembly; P-body assembly. The record is from RefSeq and is a predicted model, not a curated record. Gene Ontology annotation, cellular component: P-body; cytoplasmic stress granule. The transcript has 9 exons. NCBI's taxonomy places the organism in Eukaryota, Viridiplantae, Streptophyta, Magnoliopsida, Solanales, Solanaceae. Gene Ontology annotation, molecular function: RNA helicase activity; mRNA binding; ATP binding.